Strongylocentrotus purpuratus (purple sea urchin) is the source of this 3583-nucleotide messenger RNA. RefSeq names its product solute carrier family 43 member 3. The record is from RefSeq and is a predicted model, not a curated record. The transcript has 10 exons. NCBI's taxonomy places the organism in Eukaryota, Metazoa, Echinodermata, Echinoidea, Camarodonta, Strongylocentrotidae. Bases 11 to 1765 code for a protein of 584 amino acids.
GUGAUCGACAAUGGGAUCCCUGAGCAUCGUCGUGGUCAUCUUCGGGGCCUUAGAAAACCUCAUCCAUGCCGGCGUCAUCUUCGGCUGGCCCUCGCUCGUCUUCGUCCUCAAGGACAUUGGUUACUAUAGCGACAAGUGCCCCGAAGACCCGACCCCAACAGGUGCAAGCAGGAAGAACGCUACUACCGAUGGUGUUUACAAUACUUCGGUGACGAUGACCAUCUCGACGACGACGACGUCGGACGAAGUAUUUUGCGAGGAGCAGGAUGCCGCUCUGGUCUUGGUAUACACGGUAGCUACGGUCAUCCUCCCCCUCAGCUUGCUACCAGCUGGAUACCUCCUUCUCAUCACUGGUGGCAGAAACUCAAGAAUUGUUUUCAGUGUGAUGAUGAUAUGUGGCUACGCGUGUUUAGCUCUGAGUUCGCCUGAUAUACCAAGUCUACUCUACCCUGCAUCAAUCUUACUAGGGGCAGCAGGACUCAUCAUUAUACUCGCAAGCUUCGAGAUUGCCAAUCUAUUUCCAACUCAAAAGUCAACCGUCAUUGGGGUGAUGAACGGCUGCUAUGAUACUUCAACGCUGAUCUUCCUUCUAAUAAAGAUUGCGUAUGAGAACGGGAUUUCGUUAGAAGUUUCCUCCCUGGUGCUCGCAUGUUCCACAGUCUUCUUCGGUGUCAACAUAUGCCUUCUUCCCCGCUAUCAUAUUCCAUGGCCCCUCCCCGACGACUACAGCCUGCAUUGCGCCUGCUCUCCAGAUCCCGAUGUCGAACGAGAAACAACGAGAAACAACGAGAAAGAGAUGGUCCUGAGGUCAAGUGAAGGAAAUUUUCAGUCGAACUAUAAAUCGUGCGACGUAGGCACGCAGACAAUCGAGUGCGAUAAUCUGGGGUUCGAAGACGAGGAGGUGUACAAAGUAAAAAAGAGGGUGUCGUUGUCUUUGGCGGAAGGCAGCAGCAAGGAUACAUCCAAACAAAAGUGGACCAAGGAAAGCACCUUGGGAAACCCCCUGGAGAGUAUCAAUGAGAAGACCCUGGCUAAACGCCGCGAGAGCGUCCACGAGCACAGUGCUGAGCAGAGGAGGGACGAGUUAUACCCGACAUUCUUCUCGUGUUUGAAGAGUCCGAUGUUUUUCUUCAUGUCGUUUUGGGCCAUCGUCAUCCAACUCCAGCUCCUCUUCGUGUUGGGGAUCAUGAACCCGUGGCUGACGUGGCUUGCCGAUGGCGAUCUCGACGAAGUGAGUCAUUACACCAAUGUUCUAGCUCUCAUGAGCUUCGUGAGUAUGAUUGGAGGCCCACUUGGCGGUCUGCUUUUAGACCGAAGAAAACUCACCUUGUGUUCGUCAGAAACAGUCUCAGAACCUGAGUAUGGGCCAUACACCGACCUACGAAACAGCUGGUUGGCAGUGACUUGCACUACUCUGAUGUCACUAGCCUACACGGCGUGCAUGCUGGUUCCGAUCCUCCCUCUCCAGUAUUUGACCUUUGCACUCUUGACAUUGUGCAGGUCAAUGUUGUACAGUGUGUCGGCAGGGGUUAUUCCACUCACGUUUCCGAUGAGAUAUUAUGGUAUCGUUUAUGGUAUGACAUACUUAUUGAUCGGUGUCUGUGGCUUUCUUCAGUAUCCGCUCUUCAUCCUCAUCCAAAAUGUGCUCUUUGGUGAUCCUGCAUAUGUUUUGAUCGGAUUCAUAGUGGCCAAUCUCCUCACCUUCUCCUAUCCUGCUUACAUCAUCUACCACGUCAAGAACAAGGUGGCAACGAAUCAUGGAUGAAACAUAGAACCUUAUAGAACACGAGAAUAGCUUCACGUUCUUAUAGAAGUCAUAAACGUAACAUAACCUUUUUUAAAAGAGUGUAGCAGCUGGGCAAAGAACAUUGCAGUCACAGAACUUUACCACGUUGCCUUACACCACCUUAUGCUACUCACAAACGUAACAGGGCAUGUUUAAAAAGUUUGAUCAGAGGUCUGCAUCGCCUGAAAUAUCAUUAUACAAGAUUGCAAAGACUAAGGGCAGUUUCAAUUCCUCAUUUUUAUUCUCUGUAGAAAUCAUGUAGUACAUCAGUCAUUCAUAAAAUUACGUUCGCAUGUUCCAACAUUAUAUGUCGCAAAAAGAAUGGGGUGGGGGAAAUGUUAGGGUCUUUGAGACCGCUUUCAUUGACAUCACUAUCUUUGGGAACAGUUUGUUCUCCGCCUUUAGAGCUAUAUAGACGUAACAUAAAAAGUGCCUUUUUAAAGAGCUCUGCAGAGGUUCGGUAACAGUCGGGUGAUACGGCGUUUGUUCCGGCGACAAUUGAUCCGGUCUUUAUCAAGUCAAAGGUAUAGAGGCAGGCUUGGGGUAACAGUUAGGUUUCAGGUUAAGUUUAGGUUAGAGGUCAUGGUUGGGUUUAGUGUUGGGUCAAAGGUUGAAUUCGGUCAGUGUAUGAAUUACCGUUGAGAAAUAGUCACAGGAGCAAGUGGCGUAAAACCGGAACUGUCUUCGAUAUAAAUAUGAUUAUCUACAGAACCUCUUAAAUAGUUAGGUCAACUCGGUUCCGAUGGGUAAUAUCAUGGACCUAGGUCCGUGGUAAUACCCCCCGAUUCAUGGCUAUAUAUAUGGUGACUCACCGUAACCUUUCAACCAAAAUGGCCACACUCUGAGCUAAGAUGCUUCCGCUUUAUACUCUGACAACUCGACUGAAAUAUAUAUGAUUAUCUAGCUAGGUUCAUAUUUUUCUUAGUUUUAUUUCAUGAGUUUUAUAUAAUGACAUUUAUGUUUCUUUUUAUUGUGGUUGAUAUAGAGAUUUAAAAAGAUGAAGCCAAUUUUGUAAUACCGGCUAUGAAGCUUUAUUUCGAGUAAAAUGUCACAAAAGUCACUCUCACAAAGUCAAAGUCACAAAGCUGAGUGGGUUAUUCAGCCAUUCACUAUAUUCUCUAUUAUAUUGUAUUGCUUUAUAUAUCGUGAAUCGGAAAAUAAAUACCAUGCCAUACUGGUAAUUGAUAUUUCCAUAAAGUUAAAGCGUAGUUUAUGCUUGCCAAAUUUAUAACAAAAAUAUCGAAAACGUGUUGAAAACGCCUUGAAAACUAGUUACCCUUGAAAGAGCCAACAAUAUACAAUUAACACCUAGGUUGUUCAUAACCCUUGUAAAUUUGAUGCUUGUUGUGUUUUGUGUUACUCAAGAAUGAAAGGUGAAUUAGUUCAAUAAGCUAUUAAUAAAUCAGAUCCUCGUAAAAUAUAAAAUGGGACAAACACAUUUUAACUUACUUAAAAGAUUACAAAACUAGGUAUAAAAGGGUAUGAGUGAUUUAGUGUUAACUGUAUACACACAGGGCAACGUUGCAGGUAUAAAACAAAACUGACUUGAUACGGACAUUGUCCCAACCUCUCAUGAAAAAACCCGGUGAAUAUUACUCAGCAAAUAUAUAUCUUCUGUCAUAUAAUAUGGCACAUAUUAUGUGUAUCUAUUUUUAUAUAUUUAUCAAUAAAUUUGUAAAAUGAUGACACUGUUAUGUAUUGGGUUUCUGGUAGCCUUCAUUUUAUAUUGUCUGCAGAACAUAAAAUUAUAUUUGAACUAUGCUUUUUUAUGAGAUAUUAAAGUUACUGGUUAUUGUA